Molecule: messenger RNA, 1284 nt
Organism: Odobenus rosmarus divergens (Pacific walrus)
Lineage: Eukaryota; Metazoa; Chordata; Mammalia; Carnivora; Odobenidae
Product: olfactory receptor 51E2-like
Exons: 2
Coding region: 212-1183 (323 amino acids)
Biological process (GO): G protein-coupled receptor signaling pathway
Cellular component (GO): membrane
Molecular function (GO): G protein-coupled receptor activity; olfactory receptor activity
Source: RefSeq, a predicted model, not a curated record
GAGUGACACCACCACCAGGAACGGGCCUCUCAGCUCUGUGUCUGUCUCCAUUCAGGCUGGAACAAGUCUCCUCAUAAGCUCGGUCCUCCCCCUGGAAUCUGAAGUCUCCUCAACCUUCUCAGUCAGCCUGAGAGGGACAAGUAGAACUGCUGUACAAACUCUGCUAGCAGGCUGCCAGGGUGACCUCACCCUCUCCAGCACCCCCUUCUUGAUGCCAGCUAUGAGUUCCUGCAACUUCACACAUACAACCUUUGUACUUAUUGGUAUCCCAGGAUUAGAAAAAGCCCAUUUUUGGAUCGGCUUCCCCCUGCUUUCAAUGUACGCCGUGGCAGUGUUUGGAAACUGCAUCGUGGUCUUCAUCGUAAGGACAGAGCGCAGCCUACAUGCUCCCAUGUACCUCUUUCUCUGCAUGCUGGCAGCCAUUGACCUGGCCUUGUCCACAUCCACCAUGCCCAAGAUCCUCGCCCUCUUCUGGUUUGAUUCCCGGGAGAUUACCUUUGAUGCCUGCAUUACCCAGAUGUUUUUUAUUCAUGCUCUCUCAGCUAUUGAGUCCACUAUCCUGCUGGCCAUGGCCUUUGACCGUUAUAUAGCCAUCUGCCACCCACUGCGCCAUGCAGCAGUGCUCAACAAUACAGUAACAGCCCAGAUUGGCGUGGUGGCUGUGGUCCGUGGAUCCCUCUUCUUUAUCCCACUGCCUCUGCUCAUCAAGCGGCUGGCCUUCUGCCACUCCAAUGUGCUCUCACACUCCUACUGUGUGCACCAGGAUAUGAUGAAGCUGGCCUAUGCAGACACGUUGCCCAAUGUGAUCUAUGGUCUUACUGCCAUUCUGUUGGUUAUGGGCGUGGAUGUCCUCUUCAUCUCCUUGUCCUAUUUUCUGAUUAUACGAACAGUUCUACAACUGCCUUCCAAGUCAGAGCGGGCCAAGGCUUUUGGAACCUGUGUGUCACACAUCGGUGUGGUGUUAGCCUUCUAUGUUCCUCUCAUUGGCCUCUCAGUGGUACACCGUUUUGGAAACAGCCUUGAUCCCAUUGUGCAUGUUCUCAUGGGUGAUGUUUAUCUACUUCUGCCUCCUGUGAUCAAUCCCAUCAUCUACGGUGCCAAGACCAAACAGAUCAGAACUCGGGUGCUAGCUAUGUUCAAGAUGAGCUAUGACAAGGACCCUCAGGCUGUGGAGAACAGGUGAUCCUUACCACUCCACUUUCCCUUAUCUUUAAUGGCGUGACAUAAGGAUUUCCUAAUGCUAGCUUAAUUCUAGUUGUCUAUAAGCGUAUCGAUGAUUUUCUC